AUGAUUACCUUGUGGCCAAAAUUCUCACUCGUCGACAAAAUAACUAAGAUUAACGUAUUUCGACUGAAACCACUGCAGAAGAUUACACUCGGGGCACGAGUUGUUGGAGAUAGCGGGCAGGUGUUCGAUUCACACGCUCACUUCAUCGCUACCAAACAUGGCCAGGUUGAUGUUUGUAGUCAACCGUCUGUUGGCGGAUCUUACCGCGGGGUUUCAGCUAUGGGACUCUUAUGGAGCAUGAAACCAUCACCUGGGCAGAGGAAAGGAAUGCGACUGGUAAAAUCUGACGUCACUAAACCUUACAAAGUCGUCUUGGACUGUUUUGAUGGCCAUACGGAUCCGCAGGAAUCGAGGUCUUUGCAGCCUUUGUCUAGCAAUACGUUUGAGAAGGGGUACAUGGUGGAUGGAGUGAAGAGAAUUCCUGUGAGAGAAGGAAGAAUCCGUGGAACUCUUUUUCUUCCUCCGGGUGAUGGACCUUUUCCUGGUGAGUAACGAAAGAUUGACGUUUAUCUAAAAAGAACUGUUAGUCAAGAGUAGAAUAGUGUUUUUAGAGAUUAGAAUUUGAAAAGAAUCAGAGUCCGCUAUUGAGCUUUCCAGAUGUGUCCUGAUCUCUGUGCCCUGAUGACAUACAGUUCAGGUCUUUACCAAGAGUCACUUUUUGGGUUGGUAUCCUCUGUGUAAUGCUACGGGUCAUAAUUUCGAAAAUAAAACUUUUCUUCAGUUUACUGUUCUGCUACUUCAACAGGUCAUCAAAGAUCAAUUUCAUCCACCGCGCGCCGCAAAAGUUUGUCUGGAAACCCCAACCCAUAUCUCCAUGCUGCAAGGUGAUCUUGAAAGAAUAAAGGGAUAUGUGAUGUGGUUUUAUCAAUGGUUUCAACCAUUUUCAUUAAUGCAAAAACUCUUAGAAUAUCUCAUUUGUUUCAAACCCUUACGACGGCUUCUUUUUUAUUUUCUCGGUAAUGUCAGGCUUUAAUCAAUCCAAAAAAAGAAGUUACAGAUCUCUCUCGCUGAAAAAGGGUUCCAGAGGUUUUGAACUAAUAUUUCAGUUUCUGUUCGAUAAUCCAGUACAAAAAUUCUUUGUAAUAACAGUAAACAUGAAGUGAAUUUUAAAAAAAGACUAUAAGAAAAAAUCGAUGAUCAAAAUGAGUCUGUUACGCUGAGUAUGACUCAUUUCGUAAUUCGACAUGGUGUUCGCGCACAAUUUAAUUUUAUACGCUUUCUGAUGCUUUGGCAUUCUUCUGACGUUUUUUCCUUUUCAUCCAAAGACCUCUUGAUUGAAUCCAAGAGUUACCAUUGAGGUAAUAAACCAGUUCGAGUAAACGACAUUCAACGAUGUGUUGUUGCCUCCAGCAGUAUUUUACAUUAAGCGAUACUAAAAUUUUAUGUUAUGAAGUAACAGUGGUAAAAAGGAGAUAGCUCAUCAUUUAACAAUAGAGAAGCCUUGAUUGUGCUCUUCUCUGUUGUAAAGCACGCAGGAAGCGGCUAGAGCUCGAAAAAAGUGUAAGGAGAAAUACGAGACGUAGUCGAGUAAACGACAUUCAGCGAUGUGUUGUAGCCUCCAGCAGUAUUUUAUUUUUAGCUUGAGUAAAUUUUAUGUUAGGAAGUAACAGUGAUAAGAUGUUUUUGCUAUGAAGUAUUAGUUAGUAUAGGUAAUCACAUGAUUUCGAGUUUAAUUUGGAAUAAAUAAGCACGAGUAAAUUUUUUCACAGACUUGUGAUUACGUAAUAAUAUACAUGGAAAAAUAACAGAUAGCUCAUCAUUUAACAAAUAGAGAAGCCUUGACUGUGUUCUGUUUUGUUAUUAAGCACGUAGGAGGCGGCUCCUGCAAUUUGUGGUCUUUAAGAAAAUUUACUUUGAGCAGCUCGUGCAAUUUGUGGUCCUUGAAAAAUUUUACAAGUGCUUAUUUAUUCCAAAUUGCACGAGAAAAGUCAUAAUAAAUAGAUUUAGCCUAACCUAAAAGCGGAACUCGCAUUUUUCUUCCCGCAAGUCUCAAAGGCACAACACUUUGCCCCAGCCAGGAAUAGAACCCGGGUCGUCCGACUUGGAGUUCACUGGUCAACUCACUGACCGCUGGACUACUGGAAAAAGUCGUGGCGUUGGCGUCGAUUCAUUGGUUGCCGACUUGCCUGUUCCGGAAUUUUACUCUCAAUUAAAGAAAAAAAUUAGGGAAAAGUCCCGGAGAAAGUCGGACAUAGUGCAAUUAAGCAGAUGGCGUGACAGCUUUAGCUCAGCGCUAUGCUCUAUACUCUCAAAGAGCACGCUCUUUCAACCAAUGACAGCAUGCGUAAUAUCCGAACUUUAUUAUAAAAGUAUGCAAGAGCAAAGCGCGGGCAUCAAGUGCAAAAAUAAUUUAUUGAAACCCUGCAAGUGGCAUUGUGUUUUCGGUCAAAACAAUCGCGUACGACCAAAACUGUGUUUAUCUUAACCAAUAAGAAUUGAGUAAUUUUUUCAUGGAUCUCAUUAGCUUAGUCAUUCAUUUUCUAUCGUCGAUUCAGAGUGAUUUGGUCAUUCGUUAAUACUUAGAAUAUAGUUACUAUAUGAAUUUAAAAGUCCAAAGCUAUGUAAGCUUGAGAUUUAGCAAGUUUUCGUCACCAUUGCGAACCAGCAUAUCAAGAGGAGGACAUUUGGCUGCUAACACUAUCAUUGACGUCUUAGGCUUCAUCCAACCCAACGAAAAGGAUGUAAAAUAGAUUUAAAGAAAUCAGAGCUCUAAAUAGAAUCCUUUUAAAACAGAUGACAAGCAUUCCUAGCAUAUUACACGGAAAUUUGCUACCCUAUCUUUCCCCAUUACAUAAAACAUUGGAUCACACUCAGGUCACUGAAGUAUUAAAAAAAAUCAUUGAAAUCCACGAGGGAUGUAAAGCGAAAAAGAUUUUAUCAAUCAUGGAAAAAUGCACAAAGCUUUGUAGGGAAGAAUAAAGGAUGAACUUCAGUUAAACAUAAUGGUAAUAGGACCAAGUGGACUCCAUUUCGGUCUGUAAUCACGCUAGUGAUUAACAAAAUCGAACGACCGCGAUAAACAGUAUUGAACGACACAAAGUCCCGUUUCCAAUUAAUCAUAACCGUUCGCAAUUUCCGGAAAAAAAAAGAAAACGAAUACAUUUAGGACACAAUUGUAGUAGAGACCAUGUCUAAAGAAAAAACCUCUGUCCAAUUUGGAAAUUCCGCAGUUUUUUGUUUUUUCAGGAUAUGUAGUUGUUGCUAUGGUUAUUGCGAUCAAUGCUGUGAUUGGUGAAUUUAGCUGAGUGGACCUAAUAUGAUUGCUUUAACUGUCCGAUUACAGCAAACUGUCCGAUUACAAUUGAAUAGAAUGAUUAGUGAAGAAUAAAGCAGUUAAUGUACCAUUCAUAUUUAAGGAAACUGCGAUGGUUAUCAAGAUUCAUUCAGAAAAUGGCGGACGCUCCUUUCCUCUUGCAACGACCGCUCCACAAAGAAAACGAGGCGGAGUGCAUUCCGACCAUUGAACAGAUAAAGAUAGAUUGCAUCGUUAUCAUUUUGAUGAACUGAUCUCAACUGAUCGAUAAUGUGAAAAACUGCCUGCAAAACAGAAUUACAAGUCGUCUAUUUUAUGAUGGAUCAAUCCAAAUUAGUAAUUUCCGAUGAACAAAGGUAUCAGUUUAAUUUUUUGCCAAAAAAACCUGGUUCCAAUAUUUUCCAGCAAGAAUAUAUAUGUCUAACUUCCUCGUCAUUGUAAGCUCUAGAGAGUCGUGCGGUGAUCGGACAAUCAUUUUAAAAUGCAUUCCUUAACAAAAAUGAGCGAUCCACAAAAAGAUUGAGGACUGUACUGAGCCUCUCCAUUUCUUUCUAAGACACGCGUCGAGCGUUUGCUCACGUCUGAUUCCUGGCAGGUAGACAGCAACAGCAGCCCUUAGAUGUGUUACGCGGAAACUAGCGAAGGAAUUUUUCAUCAUAUGUCCGCCAUUUUGAGUGGUCCAAAAAUGUGUAAGGUUAUUCACAUGUUGUAUAGUUAAAGCCGCCUUUGACGUGUUAUUUUAUAAACGAUUGUUACUGAAUCAAAGCAAUAUCUUAAUCGUACGUAGUCAUAUCUUGCACUCAGUCAGUCAAUGUUAUCUUGACAGGAGUCAUAGAUCUGUUUGGUGCUACAUGCGGAUUGGUGGAAUUUAAGGCUUCACUUUUGGCAUCUCAUGGAUUCGCUACUCUUGCUUUGGCCUACUUGGGCUAUGAAGAUCAACCAUCGUCUCCAUCUUCAAUAAACUUGGAUUAUUUUAAAGAGGCUGCCAACUGGCUUAUAGGCCACCCUAAAGUACUUCCACAUGGUAUCGGCAUGCACGCUAUAUGCUAUGGCUCAUGGAUUGCAUUGUUGAUGGCAAGCUAUCAGAUCGCACCAAUAAAGGCCAUUGUAGCUAAUUCCCCUCUGGUAAUCGCCUUUCUUCACCCUUUCCAAUUAAAAGGGAAAGUCUCAGACAUCAUACCCCCUGAUGAGAGCAAGGUGAUGUCUUCAGAAAAGGGCAGUAUCUGGCGUUUCGCCCUACCAACUGGCAUUGAUUACAUGAAUCCAACAACAGUUUCCAAGUACUCAGCUAUAACACCAGUUGAGAACAUCAAUUGCCCUGUCAUGCUGGUUUCUGGAACUGCUGACUUGUACAACCCCACCGAUUUUACAGUAAAGUUCAUUAUUGAUCGCCUGAAGGAGAAUGGAAAAGAACAAUUGUGCACAAACUUGCGUUAUCCCCAAGCGGGACAUCUCAUCGAACCACCCUACUCUCCUCUUUGUGAUUUUUCUUUCAGCAAAUCCAUAAAUGAAUGGUGUGGUUACCCUUACGUAGCGUGGGGAGGGGAGACUGUUGCACAUGCCAGAGCACAAGAAGACUGCUGGCCAAAGAUUUUACAUUUUCUGCGAAAACAUCUCCAACAAGACACAAAGAGUGAGGAAUAA
Pocillopora meandrina is the source of this 4897-nucleotide messenger RNA. The record is from the annotation of a GenBank genome assembly. Lineage: Eukaryota; Metazoa; Cnidaria; Anthozoa; Scleractinia; Pocilloporidae.